AUGCAGAGGUUAGGCCAACCGGUGGGAAAUGGAAAUGGAAAUGGUGAGGGAAACGUGAAUGAUAAUGCUGAGGGAAAUGGAGAUAACAUGGGAGGUGCUCCGAUGACUUUGGCAACAUUUCUCAAGGUUUGUCCACCAGGUUUCAGAGGAUCAACUAAUCCCACAGAAGCGGAUAACAUGUUCCAAGCUAUGGAGCAUGCACUGCAAGCACAACAUGUCCCAAAUAAUCAAUAUGUGGAGUUUGCUGCCUAUCAGCUUCGGGAAGAGGCCCAGCAUUGGUGGCAAGCAGAAUGCCGCUUACUACAUCUUCAGAAUGCUGAUAUUCCUUUGGAUGUAUUCCAGACGGCCUUCUACAAGAAGUACUUUCCUGAGUCUGCAAGGAAAGUAAAAGAGAUAGAACUUAUGCAGCUGAAGCAAGGUUCCUUAUCUGUGGCCGACUACACCAGCCGAUUUGAGGAACUAUGUAGGUUUUCUAGGGCGUAUCAGGGUUCCCCGGAGACCUAUGAAAGUUGGAAGUGUGUCAAGUACCAAAGGGGCUUGAAGGACGACAUCAUGAUUGCUGUGGCUCCUUUGGAGAUUCAGAUUUUCUCUGAUCUGGUGAACAAGGUAAGAGUGGUUGAAGAAUACGCAAAGGCAGUAGCCUCGUCAAGGGACACUCAUGGAGGAAACACUAGUAGGGAACGCGAUGAUUACCUUGGACCAAGGGGACAAAACAUCAAGAAAUAUGGUAAAGGGAAGCGGUCAAGAGCUUACUCCUCAGAUAUGAAAUGUCAGGAGUAUGGGAACUACCAUCUGAAUAGGCCAUGCCAGUUGGGUAAGGAACUAUGUUACAAGUGGGGCUUACCGGGACAUUUGGAUAGAGAUUGCCCACACCGAGGAGCACAUGAGGCGGAUCGAUCACAACAACAGGGUUGA
This is a messenger RNA of Arachis stenosperma, 915 nucleotides long. RefSeq lists its product as uncharacterized. The record is from RefSeq and is a predicted model, not a curated record. Bases 1 to 915 code for a protein of 304 amino acids. NCBI's taxonomy places the organism in Eukaryota, Viridiplantae, Streptophyta, Magnoliopsida, Fabales, Fabaceae. The transcript has a single exon.